Molecule: messenger RNA, 420 nt
Organism: Fraxinus pennsylvanica
Lineage: Eukaryota; Viridiplantae; Streptophyta; Magnoliopsida; Lamiales; Oleaceae
Source: the annotation of a GenBank genome assembly
AUGGUUGCAUUUCUUAAUCCGAAUCAGGGUAGUGAACUAGCUGUUCCUUCAAGAUUUGAGGAUUUCCCGUCAUCCCCAACAUGCCCUUUGUCUCCUAACAAUUCUUUGCAAGACAGAGAGAACAAAAACAACUGUAUGGUUUUGAGUUCCUAUUGUAUCACUAGAUAUACAAAGCAGGAUAAAGAAUUGGACGAACUCAGUGCCAGUGUCCAAAGAAUUGGAGGUGUUGGGCUCACUAUACAUGAUGAACUGACUGCACAGUUAGAUGACAGCCUCCAAAAUAGUCUUCUUUAUGUAAUGGCAGAGUCUUAUGGAGGAAAAUAUGCAAUACGGGCAGCAAAAUUAAGGCUCAAGUUUGUAGGUUCAGUGCCGUCGGAGAAGGACGUGAUUGUGGUGGUGGAAGUUCAAAGCAGGAUUUGA